Molecule: messenger RNA, 1200 nt
Organism: Zymoseptoria tritici IPO323
Lineage: Eukaryota; Fungi; Ascomycota; Dothideomycetes; Mycosphaerellales; Mycosphaerellaceae
Exons: 3
Coding region: 1-1200 (399 amino acids)
Source: RefSeq, a predicted model, not a curated record
AUGGCCGCGAUGUACCCACCAAGAGAAGGCACCCGAGCCGCGCUCGCUCUCCAGCGCAUGAAAGAGUGGCCAUCUGUGCGUCCGACUCUGGGACCUAUUCUGGAGAAACGCCGCAAAGUUCGAGGAAGUGAACUCAUCAGCCCCAGAUUGAUGUGGGACCUCAGUACUCUGUACUCGGAUGACGAAUGGACCAUUCUCGACGGAGUCAAUGCGAUGGAGCUCGUACCCACGUUGGCGGAGUGGCCAGGCCGAAGGCACCAUCUGGAUCCUCUUUGCGUUUUCCUCAACCGCAUCGCAGAGUCGGUGUAUCCUGAAUGGCUAGCCUCGGCAGAUGAGCGAGCUGCAAAAGAAGCCAAAGUCGACAAGAGACCUUUCCGAUUCUUGGACCUCCCGGCAGAGAUUCGUACGCAGAUAUACGACAUCGUUGCAGCAGAUAUGCAUCCCAAAGGGCUCGUGCGGCGACAACGAAUCGGUACCUACUGGGACCACGAGCUUCUGGGAACUCCCUUAGCCCAAGUCAACAAGCAACUUCGGUCAGAGUUCCUGCCACGGUGGUUCCGCAUCGGUGAAUGUAUCGUCUGGGGGGAUUCGGAGUGCGAUCAAAGCUGGCUAAGCCUUUUCGGUGCUUCGCGGGUCCCUCUGAUGCGGAACUUCGACUUCCAGUUCGGCGAUGACUCUGUGAAAGUGGAGUUGCAGGGUGCGCCGGCGAGCGUCAAUUAUGAUUGUGCUAAUAACAAGUUCUUCUUGUUACCGCAGGAGAGCAGUAUUUCAAGCGGACAGAGGAUCAGAGUGUCGUCACCAAAGGCUUGGAACUCCACAAGUGCCGAAGUGCGGAAGCUGCGAGAUGAUGACUUUGAGUCGAAGUUUCAGAGCUUUGUGGAGUCUCUAUUGGAGGAGGAUGGCGAUGGCUAUGUGUAUCUCACGGCUGAAGGUCUGGUUCAGAUCAUCGAACAUCUUCAAGGCACGGUUGUUCCGACGCAGGCGGUGGACGUUUCCAAGAGACAGGAUUCGGUUGUGAUCACUGCUUUGCAAAUUCGGACCGGUCCUGGUGCGAGCCACGUCGCAUUGAUCGUCAAUAUCGCUACCAGUACCGCGACAUACACGCAUAUGCCUGUACUUCACGUUGCUGAAAGUCAGGUUCCGCAAGACUCGUCUCAAGGACAUAUUGGACGGAAUGAAGCACUUCAAGGAAUGUUUUGA